AAUGUCCCAAGAUUCUAAAAGAUUUUCGCAAAAUGAGGAUGAAGAGGACUUUGAUUUCCAAGAAGACUUGAAAGCCCAGAGGAUUUCUUACGGGAAAGGAUCAAUUUGGAGCGAUUUCUCCAAUCCAAUGGAACAAGAAACUCUAUUUUACUCUAAAAGUCUGCUAGCUCAAUCCCAAGUCAUUGUGAGAUCUCUUUUGUGGAAAGAUGAUGCGCCAUACUUCAAAUUUGACUUCGACGAUGAUAUUAGAAGGAACGAAGUUUUAAAAUCUAUGAUCACAGCAGGGAUCUCUACAACAGUUAUCACGAUCAUGGAUAUUAGAGUUCUCAACAUGCUAAAGGCUGUGCGAAAAUACAGUAUUCUCCAAAAGUUAUUGCUGAUCCAAGUGAUGAACUCACCUUUCUACAUCUACUUCUACACUACAAUCAACAAGAGUUAUCUCGACUUGAAGAAAUAUCUUGUGCUAAAGUACCUAGUAAAAGACAAUGAGAAAGUCUUUACACCUGACUGAGAAGAAGCUAAAAUUGAGGCAUCCGAGUCAAACAUCUUGUAG
Moneuplotes crassus is the source of this 553-nucleotide messenger RNA. NCBI's taxonomy places the organism in Eukaryota, Ciliophora, Spirotrichea, Euplotida, Euplotidae. The record is from the annotation of a GenBank genome assembly.